AUGUCCCGUCAUAUGGAUGUCGGGAGCCAACUGGUUUGGCGUUGUGUGGUACUGGCUUUUCCUUUGGCACAAUUCGCCUGGUAUAAGAACUCGAAACUUCUUCGCGACGGCCAGGAUGGAAUCAAGAUCGAUGGAAACACCCUGAAGAUUGAGUCUUUAGUUGAUUCUCUGCACAGUGGCAUGUAUCAAUGUGUCGCGACGAAUAACCAUGGCAGUUCCUACUCGAGCGCCCAACUUCGGGUUUUGUCCUUCAAGCCGAUAUUUGCAAAAAAUCCAGUAACCGCUGAGCAAUUCGCCUGUUUAGGAGGUUCUAUUAUGCUCUUCUGUCAACCGGAAGCUGCACCGUUCCCAACAUUCAAUUGGACCAAAGAUGGCUACUUCAUCACACCGAAAACCAAUCCAAGGGCAACCAUAUUGCCAAAUGGUAAUCUCGUUUUGAAAGAUGUUAAAGCGGAAGAUGGCGGCAUUUACACGUGCAUCGCGAAAAAUUCGCAAGGGGAAGCGACAAGUUCGGGAAAAGUAAAGGUCGUGAGACACAGUUCCAUAAGCCAGAAGCCACGGAAUACAACAGUCUUGGUGAACGAAACAGCCUUUCUCUAUUGCCAUGGAUCUGUACCGAAAUCAAUGGAUCAUAUCUAUAAUUGCCAUACAUUCUUUCUAUUUUCUUUCUUUCUUACCUUCCCAUUAUUUUUCAUUCAUUUUUCUAUCUUACCAUUUUUCUUUCUUUCUGUUUCUAUUUUUAUCGUUUUUUCUUAUAUUCUUUUUUCUUUCUUUCAUAUCUUACUAUUUUUUGUCUUUCAUUCUUUUUAUUUUACUCAUUCUUUCUUUCUUUCUUUCUUUCUUUCUUUCUUUCAUACCUUCCCAUUUUCUUUCUUUCUUUCUUUCUUUCUUUCUUUCUUUCUUUCAUACCUUCCCAUUUUCUUUCUUUCGUUCUUUCUUUCUUUCUUUCUUAUCUUCCCAUUUUCUUUCUUUCUUUCUUUCUUUCUUUCUUUCUUUCCCAUUUUCUUUCUUUCUUUCUUUCGUUCGUUCUUUCUUUCAUACCUUCCCAUUUUCUUUUUUUCUUUCUUUCUUACCUUCCCAUUUUCUCUCUUUCUUUCUUUCUUUUUCUUUCUUUCUUUCUUUCUUUCUUUCUUUCUUUCUUUCUUUCUUACCUUCCCAUUUUCUUUCUUUCUUUCUUUUUUCUUUCUUUCUUUCUUUCUUUCUUUCUUUCUUUCUUUCUUACCUUCACAUUUUCUUUCUUUCUUUCUUUCUUUCUUUCUUUCUUUCUUUCUUUCUUACCUUCCCAUUUUCUUUCUUUCUUUCUUUCUUUCUUUCUUUCUUUCUUUCUUUCUUUCACCUUCCCAUUUUCUUUCUUUCUUUCUUUCUUUCUUUCUUUCUUUCUUUCUUUCUUUCCGUCCCAUUUUCUUUCUUUCUUUCUUUCUUUCUUUCUUUUAA
Messenger RNA from Acanthosepion pharaonis, 1434 nucleotides. NCBI's taxonomy places the organism in Eukaryota, Metazoa, Mollusca, Cephalopoda, Sepiida, Sepiidae. The record is from the annotation of a GenBank genome assembly.